Thlaspi arvense is the source of this 1041-nucleotide messenger RNA. The record is from the annotation of a GenBank genome assembly. NCBI's taxonomy places the organism in Eukaryota, Viridiplantae, Streptophyta, Magnoliopsida, Brassicales, Brassicaceae.
AUGUCACCAAUGAUCCCAUUGUUUCUCCUUCUUUCUCUCUUCACAACCAUCCUCAGUCCAACAAGUGGCGAACCGGUAGGUGUAUGCUAUGGAAUGAUGGGGAAUAACCUUCCGUCUCAAUCAGAGACAAUUGCUCUCUUCAGACAAAACAACAUCAGAAGGAUACGUCUCUACGACCCAAACCAGGCCGCUUUAAACGCUCUUAAAAACACCGGCAUCGAAGUUAUCGUCGGAGUUCCAAACUCCGAGCUCCGUUCACUCACUAACCCUUCCUCCGCUAGAUCGUGGCUCCAAAACAACGUCCUUAACUAUUACCCCGCCGUUAACUUCAAGUACAUCGCCGUCGGUAACGAAGUCGUUCCGUCGAACGGUGGCGACGUUGUGCUCCCUGCGAUGCGUAACGUUUAUGAUGCUUUACGUGGUGCGAAUCUUCAUGAUCGGAUUAAAGUCUCUACGGCGGUUGAUAUGACUUUGAUUGGAAACUCAUUCCCUCCUUCCUCCGGAGAGUUUCGCGGCGAUGUUCGGUGGUUUAUCGAUCCCAUCAUCGGGUUUCUGACGAGUACGAACUCGGUGUUACUCGCCAACAUUUAUCCUUACUUCAGCUACAUCGGCAAUCCCAGAGACAUCUCUCUCUCUUACGCUCUCUUCACUUCUCCUUCCGUCGUCGUCUGGGACGGAUCUCGCGGAUACCAGAACCUCUUCGACGCUUUGCUCGACGUCGUUUACUCCGCCGUCGAGCGAUCGGGCGGCGGAUCUAUCCCGGUGGUCGUUUCCGAGAGCGGAUGGCCUUCGAACGGCGGAAACGCGGCGAGUUUCGACAACGCGCGAGCGUAUUACACGAAUCUGGCGACGCGAGUGAGGGAGAACAGAGGAACGCCGAAGAGGCCUGGGAGAGGAGUGGAGACGUAUCUGUUCGCCAUGUUCGAUGAGAAUCAGAAGAAUCCUGAGAUCGAGAAGAACUUCGGUGUGUUUUUUCCUAAUAAACAGCCCAAGUUUCCGAUUUCAUUCGCCGGCGUGAGGGGCGGUACGGCGGUUGAGUGA